This is a messenger RNA of Entamoeba invadens IP1, 893 nucleotides long. RefSeq lists its product as hypothetical. The record is from RefSeq and is a predicted model, not a curated record. The annotation marks the transcript as partial. The transcript has a single exon. NCBI's taxonomy places the organism in Eukaryota, Evosea, Mastigamoebida, Endamoebidae.
AUGAAUUUUCUUGUUGUUCUUUUCUUUGUAGAGACAUUUGCAAUUACUUUCUACGACGACUUUUCCAAAUAUGAAGCGGAGAGUUACUUGACUUCUUAUUACAACUCUUCCAGUUUUGAUUUCAUGACGAAAACAGUCUCCUCUAAAGUAGUUUACCAGCUCUCUGGUAAAAGCACAUCAGCGUGUUACUCGACUCCAAAGACAAUCAAAUACAUAAGUGUUGGGUCUGCUUCUGCACUUAUUCAGCCUGUUGAAAGUUUCAUGCCGGGGACCAGUUAUGGUGUGACGGGGUUGACACUUCUUGCAACAACGAGUCAAUUCUGGUCACUCAAUUUAGUCGUCCAACCCGAGUCAAACAAUUAUAAACACUCUGCUGAACUUGGCUUGAUGUAUAACAAUAGUUGGCCUGUCCAAGGGAAAUAUGUUUCAAAAUCAUAUUAUUAUGUCAAGAAAGACUGGUCUUGGGCGUUUAACACAAAAUACAAUUUGACUAUUUCUAUCGACAAAACGAUGAUAUCUGGUUUGAUCUUUUCCGAAGCAAAAGAACUUCUAUUUAAUGCCACACACAUCUUCAAUGCAACUGAAUCAUAUUUCCCGGGUGCACCAACAUUCAAAGCGAAUGGUGUGAAAACAAAUUAUUAUCAAAUCAGUGCAAGUGCAUCUGAAUUUUCUGAUAAGACGUACAAAGUGUUUCCAAAAUAUGAUGCGCAUUUUGGGUGUGACUAUCCACAACAACAAGAAGCCACCGGCUUCUUCCGUGUAUCAAAAAACAAUGUAGACAAGAAGUGGUGGUUCUACGAUCCGAAUGGGUAUCCUUACUUUAUGAUAGGUGCAAACGCUAUAUCUCCAUAUGAUGGGUACGACUAUGUAUUAGGUAAAUCUCCAUAUAAUGA